Messenger RNA from Akanthomyces muscarius, 1239 nucleotides. RefSeq lists its product as uncharacterized. The transcript is spliced from 3 exons. The record is from RefSeq and is a predicted model, not a curated record. The coding region runs from base 1 to 1239 and encodes 412 amino acids. Lineage: Eukaryota; Fungi; Ascomycota; Sordariomycetes; Hypocreales; Cordycipitaceae.
AUGACACAGCAACAUGAUCGCAAUACGACGGCCGGGAAUCGAGGGAUGGGGUUUCCGACCACCGAAUACGACAAUAAUGGCUGGAAGUUAUACAUCACCUCGCUGGUUAUGAUCAUCAGCGCCGGUGUCUUUGUCAUUAUGCGAUGCUCGACACGACUUUGGUUCGCCAAGUUUGGUUGGGAUGAUGUCGCUAUCGUGGCUUCAUUAGUCUUCUCAAUAGUGGUAUCCGUCGCCAUGCAACUGGCGAUAUCACAUGGAUAUGGAAUGCACAAGGCGGACUUGUCCAAGGACGAGCUGCACAUGGCUUUGAAGCUAUUCUUCAUAGCUCAAACACCAUACAAAGUCACCGUCUGUUUGAACAAAGUGGCGACCAUUUUGCUCUAUCUGCGACUUUUUUCUUCCCCGCGUUUUCGAGUUGUGGCCUUGACGAUCAUGGGCCUCAUCGUGGCAGCGAGCAUAGGAUCGAUAUGCGCUACCAUCUUCCAAUGCAUCCCGGUCGCUGGCGCUUGGAAUCACUCCAUAAAAUCCAGAUGUAUCAACUCUAGUCAGUUCUGGGUUGCAUAUGCGGUCAUGAACAUUCUGACGGAUGUCAUGGUUCUCGUUCUGCCGAUUCCGAUGAUACAGAAGCUUACGCUCGGGAAACGCGACAAGACUAUGUUAUACGGUCUAUUUCUUUUGGGGGGUUUUGUAACAAUUACGUCGAUUCUACGAACUACGUCUGUUCAAAACUCGCUCCGGAAUAGGACGGACAUUACGUUCAAUUUCAUCUCGCGCGGCAUCUGGACGCUUAUCGAGGCAAACCUGGGCAUCAUCUUACCAUGUCUAGUAGUUCUAAAGCAGCCACUUGGAAUUUUGUUUCCGCGCUUCUUUGGACCCGCAAAGACACACGAGGCAUUCAGGCGGCCAGGUGGUGAUGUUGAGAAAGGAUACACAUUGUCGGAUCUAUCCACAGGUCAGACUGGUGGCCUCUGGCAAGGCUCAAACUUGGCGCAGCAGAGCGUAUUCAUCAGCGGGCCGGGGACACAGGCCGGGCGACACAGUGACGAGCGGCACAUAUUCUUUGAUGUGUCCAAAGACAGCGACAGUGAGCUAGAUGGCAAGACGCCCGUGGCGACGCGGGGCAUAUCCAAAAAGGUGGAAGUGACGCGGACCUCGGUUCAUCAAGAUCAUGACUACUAUCAUGCAGGAGGAUUCUCGGGUCAUUUAGAGAGCUCAGCGUCCUCAUCAGGCCAGAGAUGA